Molecule: messenger RNA, 5306 nt
Organism: Octodon degus (degu)
Lineage: Eukaryota; Metazoa; Chordata; Mammalia; Rodentia; Octodontidae
Gene: Rnf38
Product: ring finger protein 38
Exons: 12
Coding region: 704-2002 (432 amino acids)
Source: RefSeq, a predicted model, not a curated record
GAGGGUGGCCCCAACUCAGGCGUGCUAGGGCUCCCCGGUCCGCGCGUCCGCGGCCUAGCAGCGAGGGUGCGUUGCUUGCGCGCGCAGCGGAAGGCAGUGCGCCGGCGCGCGGUGAGCGCGGGUCCGCGAGCGCCAGGCCGGGUGCUGUGGGGCGGGACCCUCGAGCGGUUGUAGGCCAGUCUCACGUUUGGGGCGCGAACGAGAUGGUGCCCCCGAGGCGUUAGCUGACUUUGGUCCGUUCUGGGCUUGCAGCCGACGCUUCCCGGCGCGGCCCGUGUGAUGGUGCUGGGAGGAAGGAAACGCCGUGCCAGUGCCUCAGUUGGAGCCCGGGUUCCGGGGUUGAGGAGGCCCGGGAGCGGAGGAGCUGGCGAGCUGGCAGCUGGUUGAGCGAGUGGUCACAAUAGGAGGCGGUGGCCCAGCGGGGAGCCGCGGGAGCAGCCCCGCAGGGCGGAGCCUCCCUUCGCAGAUAUCUCCCGGGGCCAAUUCAACAACUCUACCUGGCCAUCCUAACAAGGUGAUUUGUGAAAGGGUGAGACUUCAGAGCCUGUUCCCUCUCCUCCCAAGUGAUCAGAAUACUACCGUUCAAGAGGAUGCUCACUUCAAAGCUUUCUUCCAGAGUGAAGAUAGUCCAAGUCCUAAGAGACAGCGCCUUUCUCAUUCAGUCUUUGAUUAUACAUCCGCCUCACCAGCUCCCUCACCACCCAUGCGACCAUGGGAGAUGACAUCAAAUAGGCAGCCCCCUUCAGUUCGACCAAGCCAACAUCACUUCUCAGGGGAACGAUGCAACACACCUGCACGCAACAGAAGAAGUCCUCCUGUCAGGCGCCAGAGAGGAAGAAGGGAUCGUCUGUCUCGACAUAAUUCUAUUAGUCAAGAUGAAAACUAUCAUCAUAUCCCUUAUGCACAGCAGCAAGCAAUAGAGGAACCUCGAGCCUUCCACCCUCCGAAUGUGUCUCCCCGUCUGUUACAUCCUGCUGCUCACCCAACCCAGCAGAAUGCAGUAAUGGUUGAUAUACAUGAUCAGCUCCAUCAAGGAACAGUGCCUGUUUCCUAUACAGUAACAACAGUGGCACCACACGGGCUACCACUCUGCACAGGCCAGCACAUCCCUGCUUGCAGUACACAACAGGUCCCAGGGUGCUCUGUGGUUUUCAGUGGACAACACCUCCCUGUCUGUAGCGUGCCUCCUCCAAUGCUUCAGGCAUGUUCAGUUCAGCACUUACCAGUACCAUAUGCUGCAUUCCCACCCCUAAUUUCUAGUGAUCCAUUUCUUAUACAUCCUCCUCAUCUUUCUCCCCAUCAUCCUCCUCAUUUGCCACCACCAAGCCAGUUUGUUCCUUUCCAAACACAGCAAUCACGAUCACCUCUGCAGAGGAUAGAAAAUGAAGUGGAACUCUUAGGAGAACAUCUUCAAGUAGGAAGUUUUACUUAUCCCCCAUCAGCCCAUCCCCCAACAUUACCUCCAUCAGCUCCUUUGCAGUUCCUGACACAUGAUCCUUUGCAUCAGGAGGUGUCCUUUGGAGUACCUUAUCCUCCGUUUAUGCCUCGGAGGCUCACAGGACGUAGUAGAUAUCGGUCCCAACAGCCAAUACCACCUCCUCCUUAUCAUCCCAGUUUACUACCAUAUGUGUUAUCAAUGCUUCCAGUGCCACCUGCAGUAGGCCCAACUUUCAGCUUUGAAUUGGAUGUAGAAGAUGGAGAAGUAGAAAAUUAUGAGGCCCUGUUAAACCUGGCAGAACGACUGGGAGAGGCUAAGCCUCGAGGACUGACAAAAGCAGACAUUGAACAACUUCCUUCUUAUCGGUUCAAUCCUAACAACCACCAGUCAGAACAGACUUUGUGUGUAGUAUGCAUGUGUGAUUUUGAGUCAAGGCAGCUACUUAGAGUCUUACCUUGUAACCAUGAGUUCCAUGCCAAGUGUGUUGACAAGUGGCUUAAGGCAAAUCGUACCUGCCCAAUUUGCCGAGCUGAUGCUUCAGAAGUGCAUCGGGAUUCAGAAUGACCAACCUAAGAGCACAAAUUUAGUUUGGGUGUUCCUCAUCACAUGUAUAUACGGACUAUCCAUUGAACUUAAUCUGUGUGGCUUCCAGCCUUCCCUUUACCAAAAGGGUCAAUGGACCUUUCUUUGCACUGUGUGACUUAAUCAACUAUAAAAGCUUCAAUUAGUCUUCACAAUUAUGGGAUUGUUAUACUAACCGUGUGAUUGGAACUCCAAAGACUUUUUCUUUAGCUUAAUUUGUGUGUGCACUAACAUUCCCUGGUUUUUGUGUGAUCAUUCCGAGUGUUGCUGCAAGAUUACAGUGGACGUGAUCUUUUAGCAUGUGCUUUUAUAAAAAGUGGUAGCUCCAGAUGAUAUAGCAAUCUACCUUAUAUAGAGCCUUCAGAAACUGUGAGUGGAAAUGAAUGCAAUGAAUGACUGUUGGAUAGAUGUAUAUGUAUGUGAGAGAGUGUGCAACUAUUUGUGUGAGGGCAUGGUAGCUAAUGUGUGUAUGAGAUCCUAUAUACCAGCAUGUACCAAGAAUGUGUGUGUAGUUUUAAUUAUGCUGCAAUGUAUAAUCUGGUGUGUUAUUUAAACAGCACUAGUACUGUACACUGGUUUUUCCCCUUGUGUUUGCUGUUGCACACUGAUUGCUAAGGGUGCAUCAAUUAUAAGCAUUGAAUACUCCAUCCCCUUCCCUCCCAAUGAAUGGAAUGAGAAAAGCCUUCUUCCUUUGCUUCAGGCAGCUGUCACCUUCUCUUCCUUGGUGGUCCUAAAAAUGGGUCACCCGAGAAAAAAAGUGUAACAGAAAUGCACUCCAUGAACCUUUCUGUUGUGAAAAGGAAAUUUUUAAAUCUCCCAACUUGCUGUUUCCAAAAAGAAGGUGCAAUAUCAUACAUAAUCAGUUAGCAAUAUUAGCAUUUCAAUCAGUGAUUUGAAUGUUAAUACUUUUUUUCUUUACAUUUCCAGUAAGCGUCUUACAGAAAGAACCUGUGAUUUUUUUUUUUUUUUUUGUUUUGUUUAGCUUUGUAGUCUAUUCUGAAGAUAUUUGAGUAAUAUAUUUCUAAGAAAUACCACUGGCCCCGUGAAAUCUUGCCUCCUUGACUUCUACCACAGCUAACUCAGCUUGAUUUCUAAUGUGUUCUUCAAGCUCCAGUAGGCAACUAAAUUGUUUUAAGAACAUUGUAUUUGUUUAUAUUAACACAUUUGCCAAACUUCAAUGCAAAAAUUUGUGUAGUUCUUCCAUCAGUAAAUGUGCUUCUCAUUGAAACACUUGUUUCAGGAUGGAUCAAGUGCUGUGAUAGUUCAUGUUCCUUAGAUCUGAUUUUCCUUGAUGUUUUGCUGCUUUUUAAGAAAUUUUUGUUUAAAUGAGAAAAGUUCAAUACAAGAGUCCAGAAUACUUGGAGUAUAAAUGAAGAUUUGAUUUUUGUAUUAAAAAAAUAAUGCUGUCAAACAGGAAUUGACCUUCAUUUAGUUGAUCUAAAGUAAUACAUAGCCAUUUUUUAAAUAGGUUCAUUGUGCAUAAUUGAGAUUUUCAAAGCUAUUUGCCCCCACACAUUUUAGAUUCCUUUCUCAUUCUUUUAACUGUACUCAACAUUGUCCUUCUUUCCCGCAGUUGAUGUCAUUGCUUUGUUUGCAGUAGUGCAUGCUGCAUUGCUCCAGUCAGAACUGUGAUAUUUGCUGCCAGCCUCACUCAACUCCCAGUUGGCUCUGAAUCAGUUUUGUACUCAGUAUUACCUACUUGUUACUGCCAUGCUGCUUGCCCUCCCUUGAAGUCUCUAUGAGCUUAUCACAGCCUAGAGUUCAGUAAAGUCCACACAGAAGCACAAUUUUGUCCUCUUACACUGUUGCCUCUAAUUAUACAAAUAGGAUUUUGCAUUUUCUCUUUGCCCCUAGAUUUGUCUCAGAAGUAUACCUAAACAGUGGUAAAAUGCAUAUUUUAUUUUCAAAUCAUUAUAACCCUUUUCCUUUUUCUGUUAAAUAAAAGUGUGUUAAAGACCAAAAUUACUGGCAUAUAAUAAUCAGAUACAUACAGAUCACAUAUAGUUUAAUCUUUAUUUUUUUUAAUUAAAAUCAUGUUUAAAAUGGCAAAAGCCUAUCUUAUAUAUAGACUUUUAUAUAGCUGCAAAAGAAUUUAUAUCUGUACAGAUCUAACAUAACACUACUACACUCAGUAUUCAUUUUAUUGAAGCAUGCAAGUAAAGCACUUUUUCUAAUUUAUAGAGAUACUUAAUUAACAAGGCACAUUGUACUAAUGACUAGGAAAAGUAGCUUUUUCUUCCCUUCUGACUAAAUUCUUGUCAUAAUGUCCCUUUUCCAGCAAAUUUUUGAGAGGCAGUCAGCAAUUUAGGAGGCAGCAGGGUCUGUUUUGAAAAAAUCCAGUUUUAAUUAUUGGGCUGUUAUUACUGAUCUCUCUCUUUGGGAAUGUCUUAUCUUUGCAUGGGGCUCUUAACAUAGGUGUCCAGGCUUGUUCACGACAUGGUUUGUUAUGAGCACAUAGGCAUGUGUUCUCACCAGUUCAGACUGACCGCAGUGAGCAACUGUGUGGCUAAUAAGUGAAAAGAAGGUUGAUUCAUGCCCAGCUGUUGUCACCUCGGGUGAUGCACUAGAUUGCAGGCAGAUGUAGGUUUGUUGCCUUUGUCUUUUUUCCUCCUAAAACAGUGUUGACUCUACCAUUUUAACUCAGCUGUGGGUUUUUCAUAUUUUGGGGGUUUUUGUGGGUUGUUCAUUUUGGAUAUGGCUCACCCCCCACAAAACAACUCAAAGCCUCCAAAUAUCAAGACCCUCGUAUAUUAGGAUUUUUCUGUCCUGAAUUUUUUUUUUUUUUUUUUUUUUUAGUAAAUCUGCAAAAUGUGAAAGUAUAUUUAGAUUUUAUACAUACUCUGAAAAUGAUUUGUUAAGAUUCUUAAAUUUGGGCCUCUUGUAAUAAUUUUGCAAUCUACCAAGUUAUGAGAAUAUUUUUCACAGAUAUCUUUGGGUCUUCGUUAGCUAUUUUCCCCCUGUUGAUACAUUUGGUUACCUCAUUUUACUGUUCAUUUCAGAUAAUGAAAGCUCACAGGGGUGUUUGUUGGAAUCAUUUGCUGAGUCAGUUCCUCAAAUCAUAUUCCAUUGUAUCAGUUAACAUAUAGUUUUAAAUGUAUGUAUUAUAAAUAUCUGUAACCAAAUCAUUUGAAGGCUUGAUAAAUUUUUAACAAAGUUUGUACAUUUUUUAUGAAAGUUACUAGUAAUGCUUUACUAAGUAGUGCAAUGAAUUUUUAUUUUUAAUCCCUGUGCCCAAUUUUGGAGUUGAGAGGGUUGUUGGUAAUAAAUGUAUGAUGUACACUUAAAA